UGCCAGCCAUAGAGACAAGAAAGUGAGUGGCUGCCACCUGCAGAUAGAACAACGAUAGUCACAGCAAAUAGAGGGACGACACAAGCCGUCGUCAUUAGCAGUGCUUCGUUUUCCGUCAGCGAAGCCAAUACGGCCGUCUCUAGUGACACCGGUCGUAUCUUUGGCUGCGGUCGGAUGAUGUGCACCACUGAUGUUGUAAAAAAAAAAGAGUGGCCGUCUUGCGUAGCGGACACAAGCAAACGGACGGUUCGGGGCUACAGCGCAGUCGACACGCCGCCACUUCCACGGCGGUCGCCACCUAAUGUAGCAGUAGAGUGUGAUGACAGUAAUAGGGGUAAUGGGCCGCCAAUAAGUGAGUAACUGAUAUCGGUCUGCUACAGCUGCUCUUGCCGCCUUGGCCGCCGCCGCCGCCGCCGCCACUGGGUCGUUGGAUGACUGCUCAUCGGUGGGGUGUAGAUCAGGACGUUCGCUGGAGGUGUUCGCCAACGGGACGGGCCAGCUGCAAGUUGGUGGGCAAGCUACUUCGAUAGAUGCAGCAAAAGAGGCAAGGGCAGUAAUACUGCCAGCUACUGCCGUACAAAGAUAGGAACUGCAGCUGCAAACAGCGGAUGCCGUUGUCAAUACAACGGCUGUUAUUUGCCAUCAUCGCUAAUAGUCGAUCAGUUGAUGCUGCUCACCGCCGUUCGGAGCUGACGUGACGUUGUAUGGAACGUUCUGCAAUGGUGACGCUUUCAUCGUUGUGAUUGUCGUCAUCAAAUAGGAUUACUGCUACCACUUCUAGUUUCACUUGAGUGAAAAACAAGAAGGGAAGUUGACUUAUCCUUGCUGUUCCAUCGUGUUGACACGCAUAAAGUUCAUGCAUUGUCGGUUUAAUCGUGUCAGGCUAUCAGUGAUAACGCAAAAGCUGCGGCCUUACUAUGGCCCAGAAAGUGCUUGAGUGUUUCUCUUUGUGAUGUGCUGUGGUCAAACAUCUAUUGUACGACAGAGACACGAAGGUAGAUGCUGUGGCUGUACUUAUGGGGAAUACAAUAGUGACAGCGGGUUCGGUCCUUUCCAGAUCACCCGUUGCAGGUGCUGAUCAGAAACAGUAAUAGUGGAUGGGGCAGAUUUUGUGGGGGACUUUUUUUAAGAGAUAUGCCACGCCACCCGUACAUCUGCUGCAAGAAUUUAUUUGGCAUUGUGAUCCGUGGUAGCGACCGAUCCGACAUGCUUCUAAGUACGAGUACUACGAACAAGACUUAAAAGAGUUGAUACGAUGUCGUCUUUACGGCCUGAAUUCAAAUGAUUUGAGCGUCGUUUAUUUAUGAUAGACGACGACGUCAAUAUAGAGAACGUGUUCUAAGUGAUCAGUUGCCAAGUCGGCCAAGUGAUCUAUUAGCUGAAUGACUAGGAUUCUAUUACCGUCGUCGUUGAGUCGACGACAGCUACUUUUGCGGACCAUACUGCGGCUACAAACAGAAGCAAGAUGUACUUCCCGGUGCGAUGGCCGCGUUACUUGUCUCUCGAAGGCCCGGUAAUCCAGAUUUGCGCCGACUAUCAUCGGACACUAUUCGCCGUUUUACAACCAGAUUGCCUAACGAUCUGGGUGGAAAAGCAUCCACUACUAUUAUGGUGCCAUCGGCGUUCAUUGGCUUCGCUAUCGGCGUAUGGUCCGAACGUACGGGUCGUCUGGCGGAGGGACUCAUCAGCCUUGGCAAUAGUGACUGGCCGAGACCACGUGUUCUUCCACCAGGUUGAGGGUGAUGCAUUCUCGUCAAAUCCCAUUUACGAACAAAGAGACAUCGACAGGCACUUUAAAAGGGACAGUUCCGAACUGUACAUCAAGGAUAAGGUGUAUCCUAUCGUGUUAUCCUCUGGAGGAGAAUGUACUCUUCCGUGCAAGGUAUCAGCACUUCUGUCGUUCCGGGACGAACUUCUGGUCGCUCAGGAAGACGGCCGUAUUUUACGGCUGGCAUGGGACGGUCAAAUUCAGGAUGACCUUACCAUCGACCUCAAGGAAGUGAAGUUUGCCUCUGAAGUAUACACUUGGAGAAGCAGUUUCACGAACGAGACAUACGAGGUCGUUGAUGUUCAGUAUUUACCAUUGAUUGGUUCGUUGUCAAUAGUGUUCGCCAAUGGGCGUGCCGGCGUCAUUAUGGCGACGACGAACAGAUUCUCUCCAGGAGAGGUUAAAGGUGUUUGGAUUAUGGACGUUACGAAAGCAACCUGCACCGCUGUUAAUCACCGGUACCGGCUAAUCGCGUAUGGACUGAGCGAUUCCGAGGGUGUAGUUUAUUAUCUUGAUGAGGUGACGGUGACUUUUGUACUCUCUCACAAGUUAAUGCUCAGUGACAAGGACUUCCCAGAUGUGAGCAAGGUUGCGGGCGCGGUGAAGUGCAUUCAAUGGACACCCGAUAAUACGGCCGUAGCUGUGGCCUGGGAGAAUUGCGGUGUUGCUGUGUGGUCCGUGUUUGGAUCCUUGAUUUUCUGUUCGCUCAAUUGGGAAUCACCAUAUUGCCGAAUCCAGAUUCGUGCCAUGGAGUGGGGCUUUGACGGAUAUAAUCUCUGGUUAGGCUCUGACAAGGAAGACAUCUGUUUGCUAGGAUUCAUGAAGGCGGCAGCUACUCUCAACCCGGCGCCGCAAUGCGAUCAACAGAAGAUAUUGCUACAGGGUGCUACCAGUGUUUUAAUCAGCUCGAAAGACGCGCUAGCAAAGACAAGCAAUGAACCCGGAUCGCCAUGGACGGGCCCUAGUCUCGAAAACCACUCGGCCAACAAGCAUUGGAUCCAUGUGCCCAUACCAAGCACGUACCUCGGCCUUAACGGACCUGUCCGCUAUUCGUGCAUCGACCGUGACGGCAGCAACCUUUGCGUCGCCGGAAAAUACGGUUUUUGCAUAUACUCACUCCAAUCAAAAAAAUGGAAAUUCUUUGGUAACGAAACCCAAGAGCAGGAUUUCAUAAUCGCGGGCGGCUUGCUUUGGUGGUCUGAGUACGUUGUUUGCGGAUGUGUCAAUCUCAAAGAUCCUUCCGAUGAGAUUCGAAUGUAUCCACGUGACGAGAAGCUUGACAAUAGUAAUGCCUAUAUACAGAAGUGCGACGCGCAGGUUCUGCAUUUGUCAACAUGCGAAGACAAAAUGUUGGCGUUCAUGUCGAAUUCGCACAUUAACAUCUACCUCAUGCAGCGGCUAACAUUGCCAUCAGAGGCAGGCAUUCAGUUAGUUCGUCUCGAGAACAUCGAUGUCUCCAGCCUGUUACCGCAUUGCCUCUGUGUAAUAUCGGCUACGUUGACGAACCUUUCCGUGUCCACGAUCCCGGCUUAUAUUCAGAAGCGACCGGAAUCAAUCUUGUUAAACGUAUGCGGCCGUCUUUAUCUGCUUCAACAAGACGUCUUCGCAGCGGCGAGACGACCUUCGGUAGCGCCUCCAUCGGCUGAACUGAGCGAGUGCGCUUAUAGUAAUCCAAUCGUCCUCGCUUCAAGUGUAGAAAACAUGUGGAUCUCGUGCACUUCAAACCCGAAAAUGCCCCACCUCACGCAAGCCCUGUAUAUUGCGUGCGGCGCUGCGGGCAUGCAGAUAUGGCUGCCACUGUUCCCAGCAGCUGACAAGCAGCACAACUUUAUGUCAAAGCGGAUCAUGCUAGCAAUCAAGAUCCACAUAUAUCCGUUGGCUGUAUUAUUCAACGAGGUGAUCGUUCUUGGAGCUGAAAGCGACGUGUCGAUCCAAAGUCUCUUUCCAAGGUUUCCUCACUGCGUGGUGUCAAAAUCCAGUCAGGUAUAUCUGCAUCCAAUUAUCAACAAGUUGCUCGUGCGAAACCUGGGCAGCCAUGCAUGGCAAAUCGCGAACAGUUGCAGUCAUCUGCCGUACUUCAAUCACUCGCUGGAGCUUUUGCUUCAUGAAGUCUUAGAAGAAGAAGCAAAUUCUUCAAACCCGAUUCCCGAUGCCCUUCUCCCACGGGUGAUCGAUUUUAUCCGCGAGUUUCCGGUCUUCCUCACCACGGUGGUACAAUGUGCUCGCAAGACGGAGCUGGCUCUUUGGCCGCAUCUGUUCGCUGCCGUUGGCAAUCCCAAGGACUUAUUCCAAGAAUGUAUCCUGCAGGGUCAACUCGAAACGGCCACAUCCUAUCUACUCGUUCUGCAAAACCUCGAGGUGGCGCUCGUGUCCCGACAGCACGCUACCAUUCUACUAGGUUCGGCUCUAGAUGCCGGUAAAUGGCAGCUUGCCAAGGACAUAAUCCGCUUCCUUAAGGCUAUUGACCCGGCCGAUGUUGAGUCUCCACCGCGAGCGUCGCUCCUACCUUCACUUUUGCCCGCCAACAAGGGGACUAAGGGCGGUCCUGGCCCGUCCGUUGUGCCAGUCAAACCGGAUGAGGACAUCACGUUGAUGAUGGCUUCGAUGAUGGGCCCACCGCAAAGCCAAAAUAGUCGACAGCGUCUCUCGUCGAAGAGUGACAUCUCUUCGAUGGAACACAAGACUCCAAACACUCAGCCCAAACUUCCUACGAGUACCUCCCGGGAUGAUUCUGACGUCAUGAACGAAGCAUUCAUCGAUGUAAUCCUUAUGCGUUUUUCUCGAAAGUUGCUCCAGGCAGGGCAAUUACGAAAAUUCGGUCACUUGGUUGCUUAUCUAGAUUUUCCACUAGCUACAUUUUUAUCGAAAGAACGUUUUAAGGCAGCCAGAGUAGAAGAUUACCCUCUAGCCCUGAAGAAUCUCCAUCGAGACUUCGAGUUUCCGUAUCCGUCAUAUGUACCGAGUAGCGAUGUGAGUAGUACAUCAAGUGAAUCGCCUACAAACAGUCCUUCUGGGGUUGUCAACUUGAUGUUAAACGGGGGCCAGGCAGCGCGCAGUUCUAGUAUGGCCUCGGAUUCCGGCAUUACAUCGAUCGACGUGCCGUUUCAAACCCCGUCACUAGCUGAAGGGGAUGUUAUGGAUACAACGGUUAAAAAACAUACCAUGGGGGGUACUAUGAAUGCAGAAAACCGUAACGGUGACGGAUUAACUGACCAGCACAAUGGUGAAAGCAUUACAUUAAGCGGGGGUCAAGUUUAUGUGGUACGAAACACCGACUGUGAUUCUUUAUGUGUUUCUGAGACGGGCAGUUGGCAACUCGAACAGCAGGAUACAGUUAGCACCAUGGCCGUCAAUGUGUGCAGUGCAUCAGGAAACAAUAGCCCAAACAACACGGAAGAUCGAAAAUUCGGAGCGUCUGACGGUUGGAACUCGGGUCGGGCCUCCGAACGUGAUUUAGUGAUACGUCAGUUGUUACACGUUAGCGAGCUUCUAACAACACACGAGUGCAGUGAUUGGACGCUAUUAUGUGCAGUCAUACUCAAUCAGCCAACAAUAGUUGUAAGACUCGCGCUUCGCUCAACUGUACAUAGACAAGCAGUACAAACGCUAGACCAUUGGGCGCACAAAGAAUGCGCCGGAUACCGUCCAUUCUUUCAGAAUGUAUUUGCUCAGAUUAAUCGCAGUCUUAAGCAGAGCCUGCAGCUGCCGCCCUUAUUGAAAGGUUCAGGCUUAUCGAACGAACCGGUAGGUUCGCUCGUCGAGCGGGAAACUGGUAUCAGCGGGGCCGUAGCGCCCGUUGGCGCUCCGGUGCCGGAAACGCCGCUAAAGCAGCGCCCGCCAAGUGCAGAUUCUAACGAAAGUGACCUUGCCAAGGAGGAUAGCUUCGACGUAAACCGGUGUAAACUACAGCCUUUAGAUCAUGAAGAGGAAGUUCGGCUAGAAGCGACAGCCAGUUUGAGUCACUCAACAUCCCAGCCAAAUCUCUCGCCUCGACGGACAAUGGCCAAUCAUGAGAUGCUUGAAGAUCUCUCUCGACCUGUCGAGAGUUUCCGCCGAGAUUCUGACGAUGACGAGGGCGACGGUGGCUGCAUUUUACAGUAGCGGAAAUGGCUAGUAGCCGCAGUAGUUCUGUAUAAAUCAACGUCUAAAGGGUUCAGACUCUGAUGAAUAUAAGACAACGACUAAAAUACAAGAGAACGAUUACAGAAAACAGCGGAUAUACUAAUCUGGGAUAUGCUUACAGAAGUGAUAUACAGCGCUAGACGCUAUUGGUAGCCGCAAAAUUCGAAUCAUCUAAUACGUUCUUGAAAUUUAAUCGUAACAUUAUACAAUAACUAUUAUCCGACAGAUCCUGUUUGGUCUGACUUACCUAAUUAUUCAUUGGUACAAGGAUGGUGACGGCACGAACGUAAACGUCGGUAUGGCUUGGGCAGAAUUCAUCAAGAUGCAAAUCGUACAGUAGAAAAACAACUACAACAGUUGUACUGUUAAUAUCUGUAACAAACAGGAGAGAAUACGAAUACGAGAUAUGAAAACUAGGGGCAAAGGAACUAGCGAAAGUCUUCGUUGAAGAAGGUAGUGUUGUGACGAUUGUAGAUACCGUCCAGGGCCGAGGGCAAGUGUACAUCAUGAAAUGGCGGUUUUUCAGAUAUCAGCGAUGCAAAAUUGGGGAAGUACCACUGUAGCGUCUGGGAUUCGAAUAGAGAACGUUUAAUGAGCUGAAAGGUAGAUGCUGAUAUGCAGAUCCAUCUAUAUAUGACGACGACGAGACAAAUAGCCAGAAUCAUUGUGCUACGAUUAUCGAAUCGUGGACAUUAUAAGUUGAAUAGAUGACUUAAUAUACGAUAUAUGCGUAGUUUCAUCGGAGCGUUUGUUCCCGAUGGACAUUUCCUCUCAGCGCACUUUGUUUAACUUAGUUUUGAAUUGUUUGGAGAAGAGAUACAUAAAUGUGUUCCGAGGUCGUACAUUCCGCGUAGGAUUGUCCCGUGGCUGUAUUUAGAAUAUGUACAUAAAUAAUAGAGCGUUUGAAAGUGAAAACGAUCUUGGUGGACAAGGCCGAAUAGUCCAACAAACAAAUUUCAAAGCAAAAAUGUCUGAGUGAAUUUAUACAACUCAUAUAUACCAUCGAGCACGUAAGCAUCAAUACUCGCGCAUCGGAAUUUUCCUUUUCUUAUGUAUAUAAUUAUAUAUAUUAGGAACAUCCGAUUGCGCGAAAAUUGACACUUGCUCGGCUGCACCAUCAUAGAGCACAACGCUUACCAAUUGUGUUUGCUCCCGACCCAGAAUAAGACGGAAGCUUUUCCUUCAUCAUGAUAUAUUCUCAGUAAACUUGAUGUAUCCGCAUGAUAGUGCAGCUUGUUUUUCAACGUCUAUCAUUAAAUAAGACUGGCAUCUUUCAAAUAUAUAAUUCUUGUAUUCUAUAAGCCUUACAGUCGGAUUUACACUUGGAAAAUGACGACUGGAAGUAUAAUUGUCUUUAAAACGUAUCGAAGGUAACAACAGCAAGCCAAAACAUUUUGUCGAAAACGGUGAUUGGGUUCUGUAUGGACCAGCAAGUGAACUAACCGGAAACGAAAUUGCUUACGGUCGUCACUACUACUUUUAUUCGAUAUAGAAUAGAUAGAGUUGAACAGGUUCCUUGCGCCUUAUCAAAAUCACUACGAACAUCGCGCAGAUCGUUGUUGUUUUGUCACAGUACAAAUAGCGUUGGUUUCACUCAGCCUUGGAAAAACAAUGUUUUUUUUCCAGUGUUCGCAUUUUGUUUAUAUCAGCCUUCGUUGUGACAACCCGAUUAGGCGCCUACUUGAGGCGUCGGAGAACGUGUUUGUGCCAAAAAGAACUGAUAGAAAGAACAAUCGACGAAGAAACGGUCUACGACAUACUUGUAACACCUCGUAUAGACUAUGGAAAUACAGAACAGGAUUAUAUAGGGUUCGAAUGGUCGUUAAUUGAAUCUCAUUAAUCUUUAACAAAGGUAAUAACAAAAUGUAAUGUAUGAAGAUGAAAAAUCUACAGAACACACGAAACCGUCUGAGCUUAUUAAAUAUUAAAAUAACACAAUGACAGAAUUAUAUGUAGAUAAAUAGACGAAACGAGAGGAAAGCGAAAAGUAUAUACACGUAAUUCAGUGACCUCUGCCAGUCGUGUGUCGCGUUCUCAGCCUACAGCCGUGUGGCAGUGAAGAUGAAAUGCCUAAAAUUUUCGAUGGCGAGCUAGCUAGAUACGUGUUACUGUCAGGUUUAGGGAAACGUGCUGUAUAGAACUUUGGCAUCAGCAAUAAUUCACGUUAGAUUAAUUAGAGAGGAACGCAUGUAGAACGUGGCUGGCCGGGUGUUAAGGUGGUUAUUUUGUCCACGGAAAAAGAACGGCAAGUAACCCUCCUACCCUUUGUCGGUGAACCGAUGAUCGAUCGUCAUAUAUUUCAUGUAAUAAACGUAAUAGUUCGAAUAAAAACUUGUAAUAAUAACAAACGUGAAGAAGUAAGAGGUAAUAUUUUUUCUGUAAUGAAAGUUUCAAGAUCAGUUGGCAAUAGAGAGCUAAAUAGUGUUUUGGAAACAAAUACGUUUGUGAUGCAUUUCACCUCUAGAAUGCACGAAGCGGGCAACAGAUGGAUGACAAAAGAUCACAAAAAUGUUUGUAAAAAAAACGAGAAGGGACAGAGAUUACAAAAUGGCAAGAAGGGGAAGGUGACGUUCAAAUGCUGUGUGAUGAACAAUGCCUAUGAUGACGAUAAUCAAAAAAUAAAGAAUCUGUCGAAUAGAACCGUAUCAUAUUAUGUUUUCCCUUAA
Molecule: messenger RNA, 8556 nt
Organism: Varroa destructor (honeybee mite)
Lineage: Eukaryota; Metazoa; Arthropoda; Arachnida; Mesostigmata; Varroidae
Gene: Rich
Product: Guanine nucleotide exchange factor subunit Rich
Biological process (GO): retrograde transport, endosome to Golgi; intracellular protein transport
Cellular component (GO): Golgi membrane; Ric1-Rgp1 guanyl-nucleotide exchange factor complex; cytosol
Molecular function (GO): protein binding
Source: RefSeq, a predicted model, not a curated record